Molecule: messenger RNA, 1553 nt
Organism: Scaptodrosophila lebanonensis
Lineage: Eukaryota; Metazoa; Arthropoda; Insecta; Diptera; Drosophilidae
Product: zinc finger protein 1 homolog
Exons: 2
Coding region: 31-1293 (420 amino acids)
Biological process (GO): regulation of transcription by RNA polymerase II
Cellular component (GO): nucleus
Molecular function (GO): zinc ion binding; DNA-binding transcription factor activity; RNA polymerase II cis-regulatory region sequence-specific DNA binding
Source: RefSeq, a predicted model, not a curated record
AUUUGCUUUGAAGAGCCGACAAGUGUUCACAUGCUGGACAUGAAUGCGUACUGUGACAAGGAAGCCGCAUUAACAUACUACGAUUGCUUUAAGAUUUGUACCAAGCAAGAUUUGCGGCUAAUUUCGGAUGAACCAACCAGCUUGUGCAAACGCUGCGGUGUAGAGCUUCAGUGGGCAUAUGAUUUUUACAAGAAAGUGGAGCAGGCCAACCAACAUUUACGGGAAUUGCGUGAGAACUUCAGCCUCAUCAUGGAUAAGGAGCCGGAAGAAAUUGUGGGAGAGGAAGACGAACUGGUGGAGGAGGAGCAGGAACAGCGUGUGGAAGAGGGCGACCAGGAACAGUUGAUGGCAGAAGACGGAACUCACCAUCUAACAACUAAUACUGAGGACGACAUUCUGUUAGAAGAUCUUGUGCAAUUCAUACCUGAGGAUGAAGAAGAAACGGCGGCAGCAACUAAUGAUGCCGAAUCUAAUGUUAAUAUAAGUGAGGAAUGCGAGCAGCACUUAGAAGAUUACACAACCCCCUUGGAGGAACCAGAAACUCUUUCCUAUGACAAAGAUCUCUUUUCCGAUUCCGAAAUCGAGGGAAUUGUACCCCCGCGGCACUACGAAGACGAAGAAGAAGAUACAUCGAAAAUGUAUGUGGUUGUUAAAUGUGCUGAAGAUUUAGUGCCCCACCAGCGUUUCUUUGGCCAAUUCAGAUGCCAGCAUUGUAAGAAACUCUUCCGCAACUAUUCCCGCAUGAUGAGGCAUCAGGCCACGCACUUUCCGGAACGUCCACAGUAUGAUUGUGAGCAGUGCGAUCGAAGCUAUCGCACAAAACAAGCGCUCAAGGUCCAUGUUGAAACGAAGCACGAGUGGACGGGAUAUAGCUGUAGCGUCUGCGGUAAACUCUAUGCCAUACGCAAGGCGCUCGAGAUACAUAUGCGCUACCACACCGGCGAUUUCCCAUAUGCCUGCGACCAGUGUGACAAAAAAUACGCACAAAGCUCCCAUCUAAAGGUCCACAAGAAUGUGCACCACAGAAAACAGCGUUUCAUAUGUGAUUAUCCCAAUUGUGGCAAAUUCUUUACAUCCUCAAACUCGUUGCGAAAUCAUCAAUGCACCCACUCACAAAUGCCAUUCGAGUGUUCAUUUUGUCAACAUGGCUAUCCAGCACGUGCCAAGCUACGCAACCACAUUCUACGUAAACAUAACAAAGAUCUGACUCUGGACGAAUUGGAAGGCAUGCGAAAAUUUCACAUAGCGCGCUCUACACCCCUGUUAGCUCAGAUCGUAACCGAGAAAAACUGAUAUGAAGACUAGUGACUUUUUUUCACAUUAGGUUUAAGUAUAACUUUCGAUAUUAUUUAGAAAUUCGUACUCGAAAUUGGAUUAGGGAUAGUUCUAAAUAUGUUUCAUCUACAUAAAUAACAUAUAUUGAUGGUGUUUAUUUGAAACGCGGUAUUUGUAUACCCUUCAAUCUUUAAAAUAUGUGCAAUAUUUCCAAUAUCUUGAAUGAUAUUUUUGAUCCAAGAAGCCGCUGCUUCAAUUAUUUUGAUGUGCAUUUAAUU